Messenger RNA from Argentina anserina (silverweed cinquefoil), 355 nucleotides. Its product is annotated as auxin-induced protein 15A-like. Gene Ontology annotation, biological process: response to auxin. Lineage: Eukaryota; Viridiplantae; Streptophyta; Magnoliopsida; Rosales; Rosaceae. The coding region runs from base 1 to 327 and encodes 108 amino acids. The record is from RefSeq and is a predicted model, not a curated record. The transcript has 2 exons.
AUGGUAGGUCUCCUUUUGUCUGCUAUAUUUCAAAAGGUGGUAGGGAGCAAUGUUCAUAUCCAAUAUAUAAACAACACGGGUUUCCGAUUGCCUCGAAUUGCUGGCACAAAGACACCAGGUAUCCCAAAAGGCUACUUUGCCGUCUAUGUUGUGAAGAGCCAGAAGAAACGAUUUGUGGUUCCAAUAUCAUAUUUGAACCAACCUCUGUUUCAGGAUUUGCUUAGUCAAGCUGAAGAAGAAUUUGGAUACCAUCACCCAAUGGGUGGUAUCACAAUUCCUUGCACAGAGGACACCUUCAUCGAUCUCACCUCUCGUUUAAGUGUGUGAGUAAACACUAAUAAAUGGGAUGAUGGAU